UUGAGCAGUUUCUCCUCUGGCACCAGAAAGACCGUUGAACCCGCAUCGCACCGAAAGAACGAGGCAGACAGAAUCAGUACGAAAAGAAGGCGGGGAGAGCAGAAGACAGACAGACGGAGCAAGUGAGAGAAGCAUGUGGGAGGGAAGUAAGAGAGGGAAAUUCGUGGAAUUGCCGAGACGUUUCUGAUCCCUGGCAUUUAAAUCGCCGAAUCCUCACUAUGCGUUGACAAAGAAGAGCAAUCGCUUGAAACCAAUGAAAUACACAAAACUCUAUCUUUGCGCUGCUCCGGUCGGGAAACAAUAGGAACCACGUUCGCUUGCGUGCGGAUAAGUCCACCUCUCCCAAACGGGCUUCUUCGGGGACUGCUUCAAAGGUGAGACUUGAAAACUUUGCCAUGCGGCAGGAAUCGGUUGGUUGUUUGCUCCCCCCUUUUCCUUGGUGAUCUUCCGACACUGAUGGGCAGCAGUUAUUUCGCUUGGAUGGGACAUGCCGGCGGCGCUGACAUGGAUCUCACCUGAAGGAAGAUCCCGUCUUUUUUUAAAGAACAAUUACACCCGUUCUAGUUGCGGGAUAGUUUCCUUGAAACUGCAACCCCGAGCGAACAAGGAAGCUCCGAUUAAGGCCACCGGUAAUUGACAAUCAGCAGCCGGGACUUCCAGCUAAAUUGCCCACACUGUGGGAGGGAGGGGUUGUGUUAUCUUAUUUAGUAUUAAUCCGGUGCGACCGUCCAAAUCCCAGUGCCGGAAAUGAGCCUGGGAAGAUGAGGCGAGAAAGCGCUCCUCCGCCUAGUCGCCCGUUCUGAGCCACCAGCCUCUCAUACAGCUCAAUAACUGUCAUGAAAAAGCCGGUAAAGAAACUGACCCUGAACUCCGGCGCAGCCUUAGUGGCGGCGGCAGAGGCGAGGGCUUUGAAACGGCACAUCUCUCCCACUUUCGGGAUUAUGGCUGAGAAAGGGGCGAGUCUCUUUCCUGGCCUCGAUUAGAGGCGUGGGUGGGGGAGGAAAACCACCCAUUCAGUUCUGCAGGUGUGUAGUCAGCCGUAGCCCCAGGGUCUUGGGAGCUGUGUUCUGUGCUUAACUGAGUUAGUCAGCGAGUGUGUCUACCGACAAACCCCACCCCCACUUCUGUAUUCCCCCAUAUAUCUUUCCUGGGUAAACAAUCCUUACCCACCCACUUGGUUUGGCAGAAAGAGCUGCCACCAUAAGAAGUGGAGAAAAGAAAUAGGUUUUUCCGUCAAUAAGAUCUUGGCUUCCUCGCUGACCAACACCAACACCCCCCCCCCGAUUUUUAUUUUUUUAUUUUUGCUCCCGCCCUCCUCCCUUUCGGAAUCUCUGGUGUUGUUUAAAGUCAGACAAUGGGGCGCCAGGAAACUCCCUUCGGCAGCUUGGAGGGAGGCGAAGAGCUUUAGCACCCACCGCGCAGAAAGGGGGAGUGCGGGUUGCCUGCUUGGUCAAUUUCAGCCCACGGAAAGCUCCCGCCUGCCUGGGCUCCCCGAUGGUUUUGCCUGGGCUCUGGAAGAGCUUCAGAUUCCGUCGUGCGCACCUCGCCCUCCUGAGCUGCUUCUGCACUAGAAUGUUGCGGCAGGUCUUGCACAGAGGACUGAGAACGUCUUUCGCCAGACUCGGCCACUUCGUUGCCAGCCACCCGGUCUUCUUUGCCUCUGCGCCCGUGCUCAUCUCCAUCUUGCUGGGGGCCAGUUUCAGCAAGUACCAGAUCGAGGAGAGCGUGGAACACCUGCUGGCCCCCAAACACAGCCUGGCCAAGAUCGAGAGGAACCUGGUCAAUAGCCUCUUCCCUGUGAACCGGUCCAAGCACCGGCUGUAUUCCGAUCUGCAGACCCCAGGGAGAUACGGCAGAGUCAUCAUCACAUCCUUUGUCAAGGCGAACAUGCUGGACCAAUAUCACACGGAUCUGAUCUUAAAGUUGCAUUCUGCUGUGACCAGAAUCCAAGUACAAAGACCUGGUUUCAAUUACACAUUUGCUCAUAUCUGCAUCCUAAAUAAUGACAAGUCCUGCAUAGUGGAUGAUAUUGUACAUAUUCUGAAGGAACUGAAGGCUGCUCGUUUGUCUAAUCAAACUAAUUUUGCUAUCCGAUAUCCAAUCACACACUUAAAGGAUGGCAGGGAAGUAUACAAUGGGCACCAGCUUGGUGGAGUCACUGUGCACAGCAAAGAUCGGGUAAAGUCUGCCGAAGCCAUUCAGCUUACCUAUUACUUGCAGGCAAUCAAUUCCUUAAAUGACAUUGUAGCAGAAAAAUGGGAAUCCAACUUCUGUGACACAGUAGAACUUUUCCAGAAAUCCAACCGGAAUGUCACACUGUAUCCUUUCACUUCAUCAUCCCUUCAAAAAGACUUCCAGAAGACAAGUAGGAUAUCAGAACAUUACCUAACCACAAGCCUAGUCCUUGUGGUGACCUUGGCAAUGCUCUGUUGUUCCAUGCAAGACUGUGUCCGCAGCAAACCUUGGCUUGGCUUCCUUGGCUUGUUAACUGUGACCCUGGCCAUUCUCACUGCAGCUGGAAUCAUUAAUCUGACUGGUGGGAAAUAUAAUUCUACCUUCCUGGGAAUUCCCUUCAUCGUGUUAGGGCACGGAUUAUAUGGAACUUUUGAAAUGUUGUCCUCCUGGAGAAAAACUAGAGAAGACCAACAUGUAAAAGAGAGAACUGCAGCUGUGUUCGCAGACUCCAUGCUCUCCUUUUCUCUCACCACUGCCAUGUAUCUGGUGACUUUUGGGAUUGGUGCCAGCCCUUUCACCAACAUUGAAGCAGCCAGGAUCUUCUGCUGCAAUUCUUGUAUUGCAAUUUUCUUCAACUACCUCUAUGUACUCUCCUUUUAUGGUUCCAGCCUCGUGUUUACUGGCUACAUAGAAAACAACUACCAGCAUAGUAUCUUCUGCCGAAAGGUACCAAAACCAGAGGUAUUGCAAGAGAAGCCUCCUUGGUAUAGAUUUCUUCUGACAGCCAAAUUUAGUGAGGAUACAGCAGAGUCAGAGGAAACAAACAGUUACGAAAGCCACCUUUUGGUGUGUUUCCUCAAGCGUUAUUACUGUGACUGGAUAACAAACACAUAUGUCAAGCCUUUUGUAGUUCUCUUUUACCUUAUUUAUAUUUCCUUUGCCUUAAUGGGCUACUUGCAGGUCAGUGAAGAGUCAGACCUCAGUAACAUUGUAGCAACUGCGACACAAACCAUGGAGUACACUGCUGCUCAGCAGAAGUACUUCAGCAAUUACAGCCCUGUCAUUGGGUUUUAUAUUUAUGAAUCAAUAGAAUAUUGGAAUGUGACCGUUCAAGAUGACAUGCUAGAGUAUACUAAGGGGUUUGUAAGGAUAUCUUGGUUUGAGAGCUAUUUGAAUUAUCUGAGAAAACUCAACAUAUCAACUGGAUUAUCCAAAAAGCAUUUUACUGAUAUAUUGAGGAACUCCUUUCUGAAAGCUCCCCAAUAUGCCCAUUUUUCAGAGGAUAUCAUUUUUUCAAAAAAAUACAGUAAUGAAGUUGAAGUGGUGGCCUCUCGAAUGUUCUUGGUAGCUAAGACCAUGGAUACCAAACGAGAAGAGCUCUAUCACCUCCUGGAAACUUUACGAAAGCUGUCUCUCAAAUCUAAAGUGAAGUUCAUUGUUUUCAACCCAUCCUUUGUCUACAUGGAUCGUUAUGCCUCCUAUGUGGGGGGGCCCUUGCAGAACUCCUGUAUUAGUGCUUUAUUCCUGCUCUUCUUCUCUGCAUUCCUAGUGGCAGAUUCUCUCAUCAAUGUAUGGCUCACACUCACCGUUGCCUCAGUUGAAUUUGGAGUUAUAGGUUUUAUGACCCUGUGGAAAGUUGAGCUGGACUGUAUUUCUGUGUUGUGUUUAAUUUAUGGAAUUAAUUAUACAGUUGACAACUGCGCACCUCUCUUGUCAACAUUUGUCCUGGGCAAAGAUUUCACAAGAACUAAAUGGGUAAAGAAUUCCCUGGAAGUGCACGGGGUAGCGAUUUUACAGAGCUACCUCUGCUUCAUUGUUGGUCUGAUUCCUCUCGCAGCUGUGCCUUCAAAUCUGACCCGUACACUGUUCAGGUGCUUGUUUUUGAUGGCAUUAGUCACCUUCUUUCAUUGCUUUGCCAUUUUACCUGUGAUACUAACUUUUCUGCCACCAUCAAAAAAAAAAAGGAAAGAGAAGAAAACUCCUGAGAAUCGGGAGGAAAUAGAAUGUGUUGAAAUGGUAGAUAUGGAUAGUACCCGUGUGGUUGACCAAAUUACAACAGUCUGACUAGUUGGUUUGUCUUGCUUUUUUUAAAAAAAAAUAACCAUCAUCCCUAAAUAUUGCCAAGAGAAAAAAAUCAUAUUGAUUAUAACAAUAGGAUUUGGAUGUCUGUUUUCAAAUUAAAACCAGGAGCAUCCAGAACACCAUGUGAAGGGGGAAAUGUGACUGUUUGUGGAUUGGCCUUCACAUAUAAAGUACAGUGACAUUUACAUUCACCCAAUACAAUGAGAGUGACAACUUGGGUUGCUACCUGAGAUAAAGACAAUAGAGAUGGGUUAUUAAAUAGCAUACUGCCGUGUCUGCCCUGCCAAUGCUGCUGCCCCUGGGGCAGUGUGUGCCCACACAUUGAAAGGUCAACUGUCAAGGCUGAAGAAGCAGUAAGUGUACAUUUUGGACACAGAGGCUAUGUAAAACUUUCAGUACAGCAAUAACUCAGUUCCAUGAGUCAGCUAUUAUGGAUCUUAGCCAUUACAUCUAACUUUUAUUUCUAUUGCUUCUAUUGCUGAGUCUUCGGAGAGGGGCGGCAUAUAAAUUGAAUUAAUUUAAUUUAAUUUAAUUCUUUUUUUCUUUUUCUUUUUCUGAAUAGAAACAUAUAUGCAAGUUGUUAAACAAAAGUAAACCAACAAUGGCCAAGAAAUUCAAAUUUAUGCACGGCUAAAUAGAGUUAUCACUGUUAAUCUAGGGUCAUUUCGCAGUUGCCUUCUUUUCUGAAUUAAUAAAUAUUUUAAAGUGGAAUUAAUCCCCUAUAUAUUUUAAUACAACAUAAUUUUCUAGCAUUUUUAAAGAAAAAAAAACAAAAUUAGUAAUACAUUCAAGUUAUCUGUUACAUCACUUUUUCAGUAGGGUUUAUUAAUGUUAUUUAAUAGGGAUUAUUAUUGUUGUGGUGGUGGUUGUUAUUGGAAACCCUGCUUUCCUAUGCUAGAUUUGAUAACAUUCUCUGAUAUGUUAGGAGAUCUAAUGGCAGAUUGGAAAAGGAAUAUAUUUAGCAAAUCCUACCAAAAUCCAUGAAACAAGCCUCAGAUGCCUAAAUUUUGUCUCAUAAAUGUGUAUGUUGUAGAAUGUCUUAAACUACCAACCAUUGUUCCAGGCUGUACACUAUUAGUACACAAAAAGAGGCUCAAUGUGUAGCCAUACAUAAUAGGUAACAUAAGUCACAAUCUUCAACUAGAAUUUCUGUCUCUGAAGUCUCUACUAUAAACUAUAAAUCAAGGAAAUCAGUUGAACUCUCCAGAAAAGUGAUUUUGAAUUCUUAAUGCUACAGUCUUUCAUGAGAUAAUGUUUAAAGGAACUGUUCUAAUAUAAUAAAACAGAGUAAAUAGUUAUCACUGCCCUCUUGAAAGGUAUAAGAUGUGGUGCCACAAGAGAAGAAGGAAUCAAACAAUUUACAGUUUUGCAGUGAACUAGGCCAGAGGGAUCCAUAAAACACAUUUCCAUCAUCUUUGGUGUAUCUACUUGGUAUAUCCCUGAUACUUGCUAAAAAAUAAUAUUGCCCUCUGUGAUACAGAAAAAUACCGAAUUUGCUUACAGUACUGACAACUCACAAAUUCUGGAAAAUUUCAAUUGACAUUAGCUACUUGUAGCUUUAGUGCUGGGCAUGCUAUUAGAGUCAUAGUAGGUAAAAUGUGUACUUAGCAGAUGGAACAGAGCAGACUAUUUCUCAAAGUUCCUUCUUAAGUAGGCAUGACCCUGGUGACACUAAUCAGUCAAUUCUCUAGAUUUGGUACCUGGCCUCCCAGAGUUCUCCUUUCUCUUAUUAUUUGCCCUGAAAAAACUGGCAAAGUUGAAUUAGAAUUGUGCAGUGGUAAUCACCAAAUUACAUUAUUUUUAUCUUUAUAUUGGCACUGUCCUUUUAUGUCAAAUCCUCCAUACCAUUGCAGAAAAUAAGAUUGGCAUGUUGAAGUAGCACAGGGGUGUCAAACUCAAGGCCCAGAGGCCGAAUCCGGCUCACAGGGUGCUUAGAUCUGACACGUGGGGCCACCCUGGAAACAGCAAAGGACCAGCCUGUGGUGCCUCUGCCAGUAAAAACAGAGCUCAAGAGGGCCGCCUGUUUUGCUGGCAGAGGGUUGCAGGACACCGUUGCAGCCGAAAACAGAGCUCAGGAGCCUGUUUUCGCUGGCAGAAUGCUUGAGCCAUCACAACAUGAGUGACAUCGAGCUGGCCAUCCUUACUCUGGCCAUGCCCACUCUGGCUCCCCAAGGUCAAACACAACCCUGAUGCAGCCCUCAGUGAAAUCGAGUUUGACACCCCUGAUGUAGCAGAUAAGGAAUUAAAUUGGUUAAUCCCUAGAGAUUAUUUUCCAAUAGUAUUUUCACUGCUGCUGUGCGGCAGGGUGAGUUCCCAUCAUUCACUCCAGCUCCUUGACGGGAACAUGAAAGGAGCCCCCAAGGGCAUCCCCUGGGCAACUGUGAUAUCACUGACUAAUUCUUUCAAUCUGGAAGCACUUCAAAGGUGCCUCUGACACAAAUGGGAUGGGGGGGAGUAGAAGAAAAAAAAUGGAGUAAGCUUUUGUGUUCCACUACUAUAAAUACGCCAUUAAAAUAACUUACAAAGGUUAUAUCAAGAACUUGACAAGCUUGUAAUUCAAACAUACUUGAACUUUUCUAUAUCACAGGGCUUUUUCAGCAAUCUAGUGAUUGGACAAACAGUGAGGAUAAGCACACUGAAUUAUUUGCAAGAAAAAAUAGUGCACAGUGAAUUUGUUUUGUUCAUUUUCAGAUAGAUAUUGUAACAUUUUUAUUCCAUUGUUACAAUAAACAGCUUCUAUUGUUGUUAGCCUCUGAAAUAUCUGCUAUAGAAGAAAGUUAAAAUGUUUUGUUCCUUAUCAAAUAAUUUUCUUCAAAAAGGGACAGCUUUUUCCUGCCAAACCUUAUUUCUUCCCAAUAUGAAAACCAUCACAGCAUUCUUCCUCUCCCAGCAUUCAGGUUGGCAAGUUGCUACAUGCAUAAAAUAUCUGUAAAAUAUGCAGUAGCUACUGCCAUAUAAAUUGUUUUGAGAAACUUCUUAAAAUUCACAUUUACCAAAACUAAAUAUGCUUUUGAGAGUACAAAAUAAUUGAAGGAAUUGAAUUCUUUGCUCCCAAUUGAUAAAUUCAGGUCCAAUGAUAUCUAUGACUUUGUCUUCUUUUAUACCAAAUUUAAAUUAAUGCAUAACAGCUUCAUGUAUAGUGUGAUUUUCCCCCCCCCCUUAUCUUACCACAUAGCAGGCUCUGGUAAAAUCUUACUGUAUGCCCACAAAUUUGUAAGCUUAUGUGAAUUAUUAUUUUUUUAAAUGUUCAGUUAUAUUUUUCAGACAUGUUUAUAUAUUAUUCCUAAACUGGAUGAUAAAAGUACUUUAAAUUUGGCUCUCAUAAAGACUAUAAAGAUGUGUAUAAUUGAACUCCUUAUUGAAUGAGAUUCUUACAGCGCUGCUGUAGUGUGUCCACAGGACACAGGAUAAAAAGGUUAUAUGACUUACAAUCAUUCAUUUAAUGACCAUUCCAAGUUACAACAGAACUGAAAAAAGUGACUUAUGACUGGUUUUCACAUAAGCAUUGCAGCAUCCCCAUGGUCACAUGAUCAAAAUUUGAGCACUUGCCAGUUGGCGUGUACUUAUGACUGUUGCACUGUCCUGGGGUCAUGUGAUCACUUGUAACCUUCCCAGCUGGCUUCUGAUAAGCAAAGACAAUGGGAGAAGGUAGACCUCUUAAUGACCAUAUGAUUCACUUUAAAAUUGCAGUGAUUUGCUUAACAACAGUUGUAAUAAAGGUCAUAAAAUGAGGAGCAACUCAAAUUAACAACUGCCUUGCUUAGCAAUGGAAAUUUUGGGUGUGUCUAUAAGUCAAGGACUAUAUGCAUGUGGAAAUUGAUUACAUUUUGAAGCUGAAGUCCUACAAGGUAUUUACACUACUUUUAUGUUUACUGAAAUAUAAUUCAUUUAGCCAAAUAACUCACUGAUCAGAGCAAUAUUUUUUUACUUUGGAAGGGAAAAAAUAAACCUACUUUUCUCUGUCCAUCAAGUUAAUUCAUACAAGUCUGUCUUAGAUAUUCCUUAGAAUGAAACAGAGGAAAAAUAACUGAAGUAAUUGGAACAAUUUCACUAUAAAUGAGCUAUAUCUAAAAUACAUGCCCAGCAUUUCAUUGUAAGCAGUAGAAAUCAGAAAAAUACAAAAGCUAUGAAACUAGAAGAAAAGCUCUCUAGCAAAAACAAAUGGAUGUCUUUUUCCAAAUCCCAACCAUUUUACUAAAUGAAACAAGACCUGUAAAAGGUUAAAUAUAUUGCAAAGAGGCUAAUGUUACAGUGAUAUGUGCCAAAUUCUAUUUGUAUCCUGGGAAGCUCCACAAGGCAAGACUAUUUCUAGUGCCACUGGAUUAUUCUUCUGCACGGUCUAUAUUUAUUCACUUGCUAAGGGUGACUCCCUGCCCCAGUAAAUCAAGUAAUGGGAUCAUCAGCAAACACUAGCAAAACUAUAUUACUUUAUCUAAAACAUUUAGAAAUGUUACCAUUUGCUGUGAAAACCCAUCUCCAAAAAACCAAGAGCUAUUUUGUAGGCUGUAUCUUAAAAGUCAUAAUAUAUUCACUUUCAUUUUUUAAAAAACAGUUUUCUAUAGACCAUAUAGAUGUUUACCAUAAGCAUCUGCUACUACAGAAAUGCUCCAAGCGUCUAUUAAUAAGUAUUUGAAGGUCAUGCAGAUUGUUGCUGUGAUAUGGAAAAGUGACUGCCAAAAAUACCAUAUGAGAAUGUUAAAGUAUAGCUGCAUUACUUAAGUUUCGGUACCAUCAAUCUGAUGCAGUUUACAAUCUGGCUAAACUGAUUUUUCAUUCAAUAAUUAACUGAUUUCUUCACACAAUCAAAGGGCUAAAAACACAAAUAUUAUAUGAUGUCAGGGUACCUUUUGGGCCUCAUCAAUAACAUAUUCCCUAAACACUUUUUAAAAAAUCAAAUAUCUUUCUAAAUAAAAAGGGUAUCAGCCCUAUCAUUGAUCAAAGUAAGGAACUUCAUGAAACAAGCCCUAGAAAGAUGGAGAUGGAAGAAAGAACCAAGCAUGCUUCACAAACUGCCCUGAUCCUUCUAGCUAGCUAUGUCCAUGGGUGAAAGGGAAGAUGUGUUCCUGUUCCCAGUAGCAAAGUAAGAUGAAACCGAGAGUCUAGUCUUCUGCUGUUAAGUAGAAAUACUGAAGUUUUGCUGUCUGGAGUUGGGUCUAGGACAACUCGCCACAGCCAACUCGCCAUGGCCAACUCACCACGGGACAAUUCACCAUAGCUAACUCACUAUGGGACAACUCACCCCAGGACAAAAGUUACACUACUAUCAAAGAAAUUGUGGAAUAGAAUCAUUAAAUGAUGCAAAAAUUGACAAAUUAAUGACAAAAAUUAGAAUAUUUUUAAAAUUAUUUUAAAUAAUUAAAUUGAAUUGUUGAAUUGUCCCACGGCAAGUUGGCCAUGGUGAGUUGGCAGUGGUGUAGUAUCCCAUUACAUUAUAUCCGAACUCUAGAGCAAGGGAGUCAUUUCCAAAUGUGCAUGGUACAUCAUCCUCACAGUUACUAAGAGUAUGACUCCUACUGGACUCAUUCCUCUUCCCAUCAAUCUAGUUGUUUAGGAACAAAAGAGUUGAGGCAAAGAUCUUGAAUUUUUUCAGUAAUCUCCCCUACCACCAUUAUCAUCAUUCCAAACAUAAUUCUUGAGGGUGCAGACUCAAAUAGGGUUCAGACGUUGCACUAACUGUAAUGUUUUUUCAUGUAGCAGCUUACCAAUUUCCAACUGUUAUAAUUUAUUAAAUCAAGUGUAAAGUUUAAUGUAUUGUGCAAAUCCUGCAAUAUGUGGUUUAUUCAAUAAACCCUAGGCACAACAUAAUUUAGAUCAAUAUAUAGUCUCAGCUACUGAGUCUCACAGAGCUCCAGCCCAGAUAAUUGAGAGCCACUAAGAACUUUCAAGCUGCGGCUAGAAAUAUUAUGAAGGGAAAUCUAUGUUUUAACAAUUUCAGUCACAACUUGAAGUUAACUGUUUCUUGCAUGAAGCAAAUCUUCAUGAGCUGAUUCACUGGCAAUAUUGAAGGAUGAAUACAGUUGGAAAAGGUGAUAAUUUGGGGCCAGGGGGAGAACUGCCAAUCAAAACAUGGCAACACAAAGGAUGUUUUUAUUCCAGCAGGAGGUAGGAACUUGAGAGGAAGGGGUUGGGAUAUGUAGAUGGAAGGUUAGGUCUGGUGGAAGACCACUUUCAUAGCCUGGGAAUAUACUGUUUUGUUUUGACUGGCUGCCAUUUUGACUUUUCUGAGCUCCAUUAUGAAUCCUCUGUCUCAGGGACUCAGAUUACUUCUACUUUUGAUGCUAGAGUAGAUUAGAACUGGUGAUAUAGAUACCUUAUAGAAAUAAGUGAAUCUAUUUGAAAACCAUUUUAGUUGUUAAAUAAAAGCUAUUUCUUUUGUUUUUAUGUAAACCAAAUGUCUGUAUUAUCAUCUGUCUCCCCUGUGUUGUAUUCAAUUCCAUAAUUUUAGAGACUUAAACAAUUUUUAAACCAGAAAAGACAGUUAGUAGUGGCAUCAUAACAAAAGAUAAGGGAAAAGAGCCCCAAAACAAGAAAGACAUAUGAUGGGAAGAUUUAGAUAGAUACAGCUGAAACUAAUGGUUAAAGUUGUGAAUUACAUUAUUGACUGAACUACAAAAGCUAUAUAAAUAACAUUUCAUGCAACUGUUAAUUUGAACCAAUGAAGUCAAUAAACUGUAAGAACAAUAAAAUAAAAUUAAAAAACCGAUAACCCUUAAAGCAAACAAGGAGGAGCAAAGUUAUGGAAAAAAGGAUGUAUUUUCAGAUAUGAAGAACUAAAAUUUCCAUUUUCUGAAGCUCUCCUGAUAGGGCAGUUGGAUGUAGUAGUAACACAAGAGGGCACUAAACUUGGAAAAGUUUGUAUAAAAUAUCAAUGCACCUGCCAGAUAAACUGAAAGUAUAAAAAUGAUGUACCUUCUUUAAAGUCAGGCAUUAAAGGAUAAUUGUAACUAUACUUGCUUCUAGAACUUGUCUUUAUCACCUCUAAAAUAUAUAUUUAAUCUAAGUAGAGAACAAACAUGGUCCGCCAUAUGUCACUGAACUGUAAUUUUCAUCAUUUGCCGUUGAGACAAGAUGGUUGGAAGUAGAGUUCAAAACUUCUGGUAGGUUGCACAUUGUCCAGUCCUGAUCUAAGUGACCUACAUAAAUUGCUUGACUGAAUUUGGAUAAAAGUUUAGCUAUCUCCAAUUAUUGUACUCUGAGAAAAAAGUCAACAAUCAAGAAACGGUUACUUGCCUUAGAUGAUCAAUAAUUUGAGUCUGGCUAUUUGUUCUUUAACUUUAACUUCACUUCAUUGUGCUAGGGAUGUAGGGGGAGAUGCCUUCUGCUUCCCAACCCCGCUUUCAUUUUCCAUGCAAUUAAGAUUCUGUCUACUUCUCCACCUCAUUUAAAACAGGUGGCAAUUGCUUAUAUAAUGAGUUAGCAGCAGUAGAUCCUAUGGAUGAGAGCAGUAGCAAUUGCUGCCCAGAGAAAAUCAGUUUGCAACUAAUUUACCUGUCCAAGUAAGCAAGCAGUAAUGUCCAUUAGGAAAUAUAACAUGAGAAGUUGCUCAUUGCUUGCACUAUCUCUUCACAGCUCCCUGCUGAUGCUCUUAGCAGCUAACAUCAGGAAUUCACUGCUUGCCUUCUGUUAGUUAGGGGCAUUUGGUUUGUUAGCAAAUGAGUGGCAGCAAGAGGCAGCUACUCUUGCUUUUCCUGUGUCUGUAAAUUAGCCAGUGGUGGAUUCCAACCGGUGUUACUACCAGUUCUCUUCUGCGCAUGUGCUUUGCGCUGCUUUUCAUUUUGGGUCUUUUUCCCUUGAGCUGUGCACUUAAGACAUUUUAUGUGAGAUGCCUCUCUGUAGUCCUCUCAUGAACUAGCUAUACUAUAGAGAGCAAUUGUGAAUAGAAUCAUGAUAAAUCUAUUUUUUACUAAUAUUUUAAAUACUGGGUGUGUGAAAGCAUUGUAGCAAUGCUUAAUUGCCUUAUCUAGCAAUGUUGCUUCUUUCUUUCAUCCCAAGAAUACUGUAAAUUGAUUGUGGCAUACAAUGUAAAUAUACUGAGAUGGAGAAAGAGCUGGUUUUUAAUAUCAUAUCCUUUUCGCGAGUCUCCCCUUCAACUUCCAUAUAGUCAAUUGCAAUAGAAGAAUAUGUGGAAAGAAGAGGAGAAAUAGAAUAAUGGUCCUCACUUUAACAGAGUUGAAGAAAUCUUUGAUUUACAAAACUUAAGCCAUCAAGAUUAAAUUCACAUCCAAUUACAACAGACACAGACAGAUUGGCUAGUGGCUAUUUUAGAUAUUCAGUCACAUCUGAUAUUCAGUUUCCUUUAUUUACUGUUGUUUGCAACUAUUUACUCUGCUUAGUCAUUGCUUCAUGUGGUUCAGAAAGAGAACUGAAAGGUGAUGGGUUUUUCUUCUCAAAUGAAUUCCAGCAAAUUAUCUCCUGGCAUGCAAAGAAUCUUUCCUGGAAAACAAACUAUUUCUAAAAUGUCUAAAUUAGGCAGUGUCUUUUAAUUAUAACCGUUAACAAAAGUACACUAUUCAAACUUUGGCAGUUGACCUUCCAUGGGUAACAAUAUAAAGGUAUUUGGAGAUCCAAAAGUUCCUUUUAGUGGCUGAUCAUCAAUCUCCUCCUCAUGCUCUGUGAAAAGCAUAAUCCUUGUGGAUGACCAUAUACAAUUCAUCUUCAGAUAUGGAUUUUCCUAACAUGGAGUACAAUAGCCAGUUUUGGAGUACAGUAGUGAAGAUGGUUGUUAUUGGCAAAGUUACCUUUGCUCUACAGUCGACAAUGAACUCUAAUCACUCUCAUCCUACACAAUUGCUGAACUCAGAUUCACCAUAAAACUGGCUAAGGCUCUAUUAUGUUAGGCAGAUCCAUGGAUGAAGAUUUAAGCAAUGAAAAAAUCAUAUGUAAUGUAUGUGCAUCACAAAUUCAAUGGCUAUUAACAUUGCCAAGCUUUCAGUGAACAUGAGGAGAGUAAAGAAAUCUCAGGUGAUUAAGUAAUGUAAUGAAAUGAGUCUAUUAUUAUUAUUGUUGUUGUUGUUAUUAUUAUUAUUGUCGUUGUUGUUAUUGUUAUUUCUUCAGACCAUUUUGUAGAUUUUUUUCAGCCACUGAGGGAGAAAACACUAUUCUAAGAAAACAGAAUGUUUUCAAGUCUACCAUUUGUUUUAUAUAUCGACAGAGAAAUGAUCUCUUUAUUUUAAUUUUCUUGCACAAUUUCAAGAAUUUAGCCACUGUGGUUUAAUGGCUCCCCUAACACUCUUUUGCAAUUGUAAGUACUCAGGGGUUUCACUGAAAAGGAUGGCUGGAUGCAGCUUCAGGAGUAAUUGUAUUCAACAAACUUCUAUAAUUAUGCAGCAACAGCAGAAAUGACACAAUUUUCAGUCAACCUAUUGUGACAGACAUUGUGUAACGUCAUACAAUCAAAUGCAAUGUUUAGUAAACAUAAACCUCUUUGUCAUUUUGUAUUUAUUUAUACAGGUUUAAAAAUAAAGCACACAUUUAAAAUAUA
Messenger RNA from Pantherophis guttatus, 13738 nucleotides. RefSeq names its product patched domain containing 1 (gene PTCHD1). The record is from RefSeq and is a predicted model, not a curated record. NCBI's taxonomy places the organism in Eukaryota, Metazoa, Chordata, Lepidosauria, Squamata, Colubridae. Gene Ontology annotation, cellular component: synapse; plasma membrane. Gene Ontology annotation, biological process: cognition; chemical synaptic transmission.